Molecule: messenger RNA, 1641 nt
Organism: Zophobas morio
Lineage: Eukaryota; Metazoa; Arthropoda; Insecta; Coleoptera; Tenebrionidae
Exons: 5
Coding region: 636-1235 (199 amino acids)
Source: RefSeq, a predicted model, not a curated record
CAGUGGGUUCCUAGUUGAAGAAGAGAGGUCUCGCUAAAUGGUAGCAGAAGAAGAAGCCGCUAAGGUCAAGUUUUAUUUAUCCAGAGCUUAUGAGUCACUAGGGACAAAAAAUAUAAUUUUAACACACUUUUAAUUGAAAAAUUAAACUUAGGCUGUUAGUUUCCAUUCACUGUGGCCUAGGGCGUUUCUCUACUGACAUUUGCUGCAGUGUUGCUGAACAACGUCUCAAACUGUGUCCACCAUAUGACUGAGCUUCAGUGAAUGCUUUUUAUAUACACGCAAAUAAGAAAAAAUAUCUGUCUAAAGAAAAACGUGCCACCGUAGAAGCAAAUUGUCCUUCAGAAAUAUUGUCUUGCACAAAACCAUUGCCUUAUUUCCAAACAAAACAAUUUGAUUGUAGUGACGACAACGUUUGCCCUAAUGAUUACAAAUGUUGUAGAGACAGUUGUUUCCAGCACAAAAUAUGCAAAAAAAGUGAAGCCACAGCAGCAUAUUGUCCUGUUGAUGAUCUACCUUGUGCAGUGCCUUUAAAUUAUGAGGAAACACAACAGUUUUUAUGCUAUACUAAUGAACAGUGUCCAGAAAGUUAUUUAUGUUGCGAAGAUAGUUGUUUUUGGCAUAAAAUCUGCAAGAAAAUGUCUAACAGCUUUGAUUAUGUUAACGUUACCCCUUUUAUUUUUACAGCUGGGACAAAUAAUAACGGCUACACUUUAGCACCUCCCGUCGAAGAAAACACUGAUGAUAGUGUUACUACAACUGUUGAAGAAAGUGAAAGUAAUGAGAUUAUUACAACUGAAGGUAAUGAUAAUGAAGAUGGGACUACAACUACUGAAAAAAAUGAAGAACAAGAUGCCAUUGUUGAAACCGCUACACUAACUGAAGAAAGUGAAAGUUAUGAGAUUAUUACAACUGAAGGUAAUGAUAAUGAAGAUGUGACUACAACUACUGAAAAAAAUGGAGAACAAGAUGCCAUUGUUGAAACCGCUACACUAACUGAAGAAAGUUCUACUCCAGCCGUGACUGAAGAAAAUGAAAAUAAUCAAACCACCACAAGUAACAGCAAUGGUAACGAAGACACUAGAGAAGAAAAUGAAGAAAAUAACGAAACAUCUCCAGAAAACGUUAACGAAACUGAGUUGAAUGGAGAAAGUGAUGAUAACGAUUACGAAGAUGGUAAUGGUGGUGUGGAAAAUAACAAUUCUCAACAAUCUGAUUACGAUGAUGAAGAAGAAUGAAGAAUACUUACAAAAAUAUAAAUAGCAGCGGGUAAUGCGCAGCAUGUAAAUAAAGGGAAAUUGUCUUUAGUGUGUAAAUGUUUAUGUUCGAGUUCUUAUCAGUAUGCAUUAUUGUUAGUAACUGAUUUUUUUUUAAACGCCAAAAAUUAUAAAAAUAUAUUUAUAUGCAAAAAUUUUAUUAAGUAGGACCUUAAAAUAUAUUUUUAUUUUCAUGACAUUUAAAAAUUUUGCAGAUUUUCCACUUAAUCUGGUUAAUAUGGGCGUCAUCUGCCAGAAUAAUGAUGACAUUUGACCUUUCGCUGUCAUGAUGCUUAUCUGUUACAAGUAACUGUUGUUAAAAUAUUACCUGUUACAAAAAGUUGUUUUGUAUAUAAGGAUACAAUAUAUUAUAUUUCUCGCCUCUUUA